Prorocentrum cordatum is the source of this 2925-nucleotide messenger RNA. NCBI's taxonomy places the organism in Eukaryota, Dinophyceae, Prorocentrales, Prorocentraceae. The record is from the annotation of a GenBank genome assembly.
AUGCCGGGCCACACAACUGCGGCAUCUGCGGCAAGAGGCUGCGGAGUCAGGCUGGCCUCGAGUCGCACCUGCGCUGCCAGCACACCCUGCACCCGGAGGCGCUGGCGACGAUCCCAGGAGCUGGCGGACAUGCUGCAGAUGGUUCCGACUGCCCCGACAGAAGACAGGGACCAGGAGCAGGACGAUUGGUGCGCCGUCGUGGUCAAGCCGCAGGGGUGCCCCACCAUGGGCAGCGGGGGCCUCGCUCACGCCGACUGGCUGCUGAGGCAGCUGGAGCCCAGCGCGGCCCCGGACAGCCUGCGGAAGCCCCGGCCCUGCCACAGGCUGGACGCAGGCACUGGGGGCCUCGUGGUGUUGGCCAAGACCACCGCCGCCGUGCAGCGCAUCAGCGAGGCGUUCGUGCAGCAUCAGGUCCAGAAGCGCUACAGGGCCCUGGUCUGGGGACGCCUAGAGGUCGGCCACGAGCGGCGCGUCGACGAGCCCUUGCACGGGCUGCCGUCCUCCACGCUGCUGCGCGUGGCCGCGCCGGCGGCGGCCACGACCUCCGGCUGGGUCAGCACCGUUGACCUUUGGCCGCUCACUGGCCGCACGCACCAGCUACGCAAGCACAUGAAGUUCUUGGGCUGCCCAAUAUUGGGCGAUCGCCGGUAUGGAGGCUUCAACGUGGCCGGCGCUUCCGGGGAGGAGGACUCCGACUCGGACGCGGACGCCGCCCUCGGGGCCCAGGCCGCGAGGGGGGCACUCACGCGGCUUCAGCGGUUUCAGCAGGCUGCCGCUCGCAUUCCUCCUCAUGUCUCGUUCCCGCACCCGGCCAGCUGGGAGCCAGGAGCCGCCUCCACGCGCGUGGUCGCCCAGAUCGAGGAGCCGGGCUGCUUCCAGCAGAUCCGCGGGGCCGUCGAGCGUGCCGCAUGGCCCGAGGCGGCACGGGCCGCGGCGCCGGCCAGCCACGACUCCCUGCACAGGGCUCUGCUGCUCUAUGAGAAGCGCCUUCGCCGCGCGAGCGCGCUAACUCAGCACUGGGGCACCGAGCUGAGCGUGGCGUUCCACUGGGCCAUCGUUCGGCAGCGCCCCAACUCCGUGCGCGACGACGAGGCAGCAGAGGCCGCGGCCUGGCUAGCGGCGGAGCUGGCCAGCCGAGCCGUCGCGGGGCGGCGCGCUGCCAGGGGCGCGUCUGGCUGUUCGACCAGGAGAAAGUGGAUGUCGCAGGGCUACCUGAGUCAGCUUUCCCCCAUCAGCGAGCCAGACAUGUAUUAUGAGGGAGAAGGUUGCAAGAAGGACAUAGAGAAGGCAGCCAAGUGGUACGGCAAGUCUGCUGACAAUGGCAGAAGUAAGGCGCAGUACAACUACGCCAUGAUGCUGCAGAGCGGGAAGGGCGUGGAGCAGGACCCGGCAAAGGCGGCGGAGUAUUUCGAGAAGGCGGCGGAGCAGGGCUUCCCGGAGGCCGCUUUCGCCCUCGCCGUGCUGCUCGACGGGGACCAGGGCAUCCCAGAGGACAAGGCCGGCGCCAAGAAGUGGUACACCGAGGCCGCCGUGAGAGGCCACGUGGAGGCCAGGAGCCACGGAGUUGCUCCCCGCAACCCGCGCCCGGUGAAGGCGCUCGAGCUGUUCGAGAAGGCAGGUAAGGAAGGGCACAAGCAGUGCGAGCCGCGGCUGGCCUGCCCGGGCGGCACGGUGGUCGAGCCCAGCCCCGUGGGCCUGAAGGCGGGGAUGCUCGCCGGGCUCGCGGUCGCGGGCGCAGGGGUGCUGGCCGGCUGGACCCUCGAGCGCCGCCAGGCCUACGGCCUGCGAGCGGGGGGCUUCAUCCUGCUGGAGUACGUCGGGCACCCGAAUGUGAUGCACGAGCGGCUGGUGAUCUUCGCCCCGAGUGGGCAGACUCUGGUCUGCACGCUCACGCCCGACGACGAUAGUUACGAGGAGGACAUCUUCGGAGUCAUCCACGUGCGGAGGUGGCUGCCGUGCGAUGGCGGGCGCAUGGGGGCGCAUUUGGUCGCGGUCGCAGCGCUCUACGUGCACGGUUUCCGUGGCGUGCCCAUGCUGGCGAGGGUCGCCCAGGUGCUCGCCGCCGCGGCGUCACGCAUGGGGGCGGUGCCGGCGCUGGGCACGGUGGUGGAGUGCUGGUUGCCAAGCCCCAUCGCCCCCCCGGCAGCGCCAGGGGCGGCGCCUGCCGCGGGCGGCGGCGUGGGCGGGUUCGCGGCUGCCUUGGCCCUGCCGCCUGCUGGCGCGGAUGGAACGGCGGCGGCGGCGUCGCCCCCGCCCUUGAUUGGGCGCCAGCGCCAGGCGGAGCAGGCGGAGCAGGCGGCAGCGGCGGCCCCAGCCGGCGCGGCGGGAGCGGCCCCCGCGGACGCACGUAUCAGGCCCGUCUCCUUCGAUCUGCAGGUCCAGAGGCACGUGGACUACAGGACAGCGGUGAUGAACAUGGAGGACUGGCCUGUCCGAGGCCCUGCCACGGCGCUGUGGACGCUGAAGUUCAUGGAGGCGCACGGGGGCACUCCCACCGGGCGCCAUUCGAGGUGGCUCUCGGAGAUGCGGCUCGCCGGACAUGAGCCCAGCGUCCACGAGCACGAGAUGGCCUGCCGAACCCUCGAGCGGAUGGUGGUGCACGACCAGCUGAAUGUGGCGAACCCCGCCUCGGGCGAGAUGCUGGCCCGGGCUGUGCAGCUCCAGGAGGAGCGCCAUCGUGACAGGGUGGCGCCGGCGGUGGACUCGCCGAAUGAGAACGCCCACAUCCUGCUGGGGACGGACCAGCUCCGCGGCAACGCGUGCGUCGCCCCGGCAUUGCAAGAGUUUUGCAAGGAGGAGCUCCGCAAGCAGAACGCGCACCGCAAGGAGCAGAGAAAAGCCAGAGAGGAGCACGAGUUGGCCCGCAAGUCCGGCAACAAGAAGAAGGGCAACGGCGAUAAAGGCUCUGGCAAGGAUGAUAAGUGA